Molecule: messenger RNA, 831 nt
Organism: Dibothriocephalus latus
Lineage: Eukaryota; Metazoa; Platyhelminthes; Cestoda; Diphyllobothriidea; Diphyllobothriidae
Source: the annotation of a GenBank genome assembly
AUGGUCAACUUAAUUGCGAAAAGCGUGAGACAGCAAUUUUCUCUCGGUGCUCGGCCAGAAAAACUGCCCUCGAUCUCUGUGGAUCUCGAUUCAUAUAACGCCGAAUACAUCCAGGCCGAGGAUGCCAAGAAGACAGAAUUCACGAUGACAUUUAAUCCUGGAUUUACAAUAAAGACGGCGAAACUCGGUACAACAGGCAUUAGUGAAUGUACUCAGCGAGGCAAUGCGUGCUUUAAACAAACAACGACGUCCAAAGCGCACGUCGUUAUCAAUGACAAGUCCAAAUGGGACUCGGUGGACUUCUUGGUCGGCACAGUGGCUAAGGCAACCAUCACAAUUGCGGACUUGGAAACAGGCCACGCCCCGGCGGCCCCAGCGGUCGAACCAUCAGGAUCCCAAGGGGCAAAAACCCCACUCAAUCAAGAAAAUGUCCAACUUUCAUGCGUGCCAACAGCAAUGAAACUUAAAAAGGACGGUGGAACCCCUCCAGAAGCGGUGGUAGCCGUUACUUCUACGUGUACAGCUCAUGCGAAGGAUGCGACUACACCAGAGGGAUGCAUUUCACUAACAGACCGUAAAAUGAACUUUUUUCCCUCAACACAUUACUCGUCUUACCUCUCACUUUCCGUUACAGCUGUCCUUAAUGUCGAUGUGAAGGCCGCCAUCGAAUCGGCAGCACAGCCGCUUACGCUGGAGGGUAUGGUCGACGGCGAGAAACUAGAAUUCAACAUGCCCUUCACCGGCAAAUGCGGCACAGGCUCUGCUUCGUGGAUUUCGAACUCCGUUUCAGUCAUUCUCACCAGCCUGGCCGCCGUGCACCUCCUGCAGUAG